AUGGCUUUAGUGGGACAAAGUGGCUCUGGCAAAAGCUCUGUCCUUGCUCUGAUACUUCGAUUCUACGAUCCAACAGCAGGAAAAGUGAUGAUCGAUGGCAAAGAUAUCAAGAAACUCAAGGUGAAAUCUCUUCGAAAGCACAUAGGGCUAGUCCAGCAAGAGCCAGCUCUCUUUGCUACAUCGAUAUUUGAAAACAUUUUAUAUGGGAAAGAAGAAGCCUCUGAAGCUGAAGUAAUUGAAGCGGCUAAGCAUGCUAAUGCUCAUAGUUUCAUUAGUUCUCUUCCUGAGGGUUACUCAACCAAAGUUGGGGAACGAGGGGUGCAACUAUCGGGUGGCCAAAAGCAAAGGGUGGCCAUUGCCCGAGCCGUCCUUAAAAAUCCAGAAAUCUUGCUACUUGAUGAAGCCACUAGUGCUCUAGAUGUGGAGUCCGAGCGUAUUGUGCAACAAGCUCUGGACAGGUUGAUGAGGAAUAGAACAACAGUUAUGGUGGCACAUAGGCUAUCGACUAUAAAGAAUGCAGACCAAAUAUCAGUUAUACAAGACGGAAAAAUAAUAGAGCAAGGGACUCAUUCUAGUCUCAUAGAAAACAAAGACGGUUCAUAUUUUAAGUUGGUUCGUCUUCAGCAACAACAAGGACUUGAACAGAAUCAUUAA
This is a messenger RNA of Dovyalis caffra, 654 nucleotides long. The record is from the annotation of a GenBank genome assembly. NCBI's taxonomy places the organism in Eukaryota, Viridiplantae, Streptophyta, Magnoliopsida, Malpighiales, Salicaceae.